CUAAGGGAAGACCAUCCUACACCUGGCGUCUCUCCUAGGGGACAGUGGUUUCUAGCAUUAGAAGAAGGGUCCAAACGACUGCUCUAAUCUACGACCCCUAAGAUAGACUAGCUCUGCUCCCCUGGCCCUACAGGGAAGGGCCCCCUACUCCCUGCUCCACAGAAGGGGACCCGCCCCACUCCUCUGUCCUGGAGGGAGGGCGGUGCGCACCGCAGCAGGCGCGUCGUGUGCCCGCGCUCCUCUCCCGCAGCCCUCCCGUGCGGCGUCAGGCAGAGGCGGGGUGGGGCGCGGUUAAAAGAAGCCGCAGGUGGAAACCGGGGCUCCACCUGCACUGUCCCCGAUUCUGUUCCCGAUUCUGUUCCCGCCGCGAACCGCCGGCUCCUGAUCCAACCGACGCUCAGGGCAGGAGCUCUGGGUGCCGCUGCGAGCUUGGAGCCGGCUCCCACCGAGCGGGUGACAUUCCCACUGCCACCCUAAACAGAGCAGCAGGGCAGGGCCACCACCGCUAACACUGCUGACUGCCAGAGGAGUAGAAGGGAAAGCCAGAAGUCCUUGAGGAGGGAUUUUGUAGUGGCUCUUGGCCUGGACAACGCACUGGAAGUCCUUGGGAACGAGACUCAGAAGGAGCGUGCGCAAUGGACUGGGGGACCCUGCACACUGUCAUCGGCGGCGUGAACAAGCACUCGACCAGCAUAGGGAAGGUAUGGAUCACGGUCAUCUUCAUCUUCCGAGUCAUGAUCCUCGUGGUGGCCGCCCAGGAAGUGUGGGGAGAUGAGCAGGAGGACUUCGUCUGCAACACGCUGCAGCCGGGGUGCAAGAACGUCUGCUACGACCACUUCUUCCCCGUGUCCCACAUCCGGCUCUGGGCCCUGCAGCUGAUCUUUGUGUCCACCCCAGCCCUGCUGGUGGCCAUGCACGUGGCCUACUACAGACAUGAAACUGCCCGAAAGUUUAUCCGCGGGGAGAAGAGGAACGAGUUUAAAGACCUGGAGGACAUCAAACGGCAGAAGGUGCGCAUCGAGGGCUCGCUGUGGUGGACGUACACCAGCAGCAUCUUCUUCCGCAUCAUCUUCGAAGCCGCCUUCAUGUAUGUGUUCUACUUCCUCUACAAUGGGUACCACCUGCCCUGGGUGCUGAAAUGCGGCAUUGACCCCUGCCCCAAUCUCGUGGACUGUUUCAUUUCCAGACCAACCGAGAAAACAGUGUUCACUGUUUUUAUGAUUUCCGCAUCUGUGAUUUGCAUGCUGCUCAAUGUGGCCGAGUUGUGUUACCUGCUGCUUAAGCUGUGUUUUAGGAGAUCCAAGAGAACACAGGCACAGAGAAACCACCCCAACCAUGCCCUGAAAGAGAGCAAGCAGAAUGAAAUGAAUGAGCUGAUCUCGGAUAGCGGUCAGAAUGCCAUCACCAGCUUCCCAAGUUAAGCAUUUCAAGGUCAAGCGUAGGUGAGCCCUUCUGAGUGCGCUCCCUCUUUGUAGGCAUCGAUCUGACAACUUCUCUAGGCCAAGAUGAGUCACAGCAAAUAGAUACCUGAGUUCAAUUAUUGUAGGACACCGAAUGUGGUCCAGCUCUGAAAACCAAGCCCUCGUGACAACUGGGCCUGGAAGUCACCUGGACAAGUCCUAUGUGAACUGUUGUGAUGUAGUAUUUCCUCAAAAUUUAUAUAACUUGUUUAUAAAGAGCAAUUUAUCUAGAAAUUGAUAGCUUUAUCAGUAAGAUAUUUUUAUAGGAAUGAAUAUUUUAGUUCUGACUUUGAAUUUAUAUAAAGUAUUUUUUUAAUGACCGGCCUUCUUUACCUGGAAAAAAUAAACAAAGUUAGCUUUACAAGAGCACCCCCAAGUAUCUAAAGUUUGAACUUGUAAAGGGUCUAGCAUUUUAUAAACAUUGUCUUCACACUGUCUGAGGAUGGUUUGGUGAGCUAGUGUGUGUGCCUGGGGUGGGACGUGGUCAUUGGACAACAUACAUCGCCGUUUGCUAAGUAUGAAUGGGAUGGAAGGAAGUGAGACCCUCUCUAAAAUUAGCCUUUCCACCGGUGGUGAACAGUGUAAGCACAAAUACGAUCACUCCAAUAAAGCUUGACCCUGCUGCUUCA
Molecule: messenger RNA, 2089 nt
Organism: Rattus rattus (black rat)
Lineage: Eukaryota; Metazoa; Chordata; Mammalia; Rodentia; Muridae
Gene: Gjb6
Product: gap junction protein beta 6
Exons: 3
Coding region: 636-1421 (261 amino acids)
Biological process (GO): cell communication
Cellular component (GO): connexin complex
Source: RefSeq, a predicted model, not a curated record